Tinamus guttatus (white-throated tinamou) is the source of this 1758-nucleotide messenger RNA. The record is from RefSeq and is a predicted model, not a curated record. Lineage: Eukaryota; Metazoa; Chordata; Aves; Tinamiformes; Tinamidae.
CCUCAACCCUACAUUGAAAUAUUUGAGCAGCCCAGGCAAAGGGGAAUGCGCUUCAGAUACAAAUGCGAGGGGAGAUCGGCAGGCAGCAUUCCAGGAGAGCACAGCACAGAUAACAAUAAGACGUUCCCUUCCAUACAGAUUCUUAACUAUUUUGGAAAAGUCAAAAUAAGGACUACACUGGUGACAAAGAAUGAACCCUACAAGCCGCAUCCUCACGAUCUGGUUGGCAAAGACUGCAGAGAUGGUUAUUACGAAGCAGAGUUUGGGCCGGAACGACGAGUCCUGUCUUUUCAGAAUUUGGGCAUUCAGUGUGUGAAAAAGAAAGAGCUGAAGGAAUCGAUUUCUUUACGAAUCUCAAAGAAGAUCAAUCCUUUUAAUGUGCCUGAAGAGCAGCUGCACAACAUCGAUGAGUACGAUCUCAACGUUGUCCGCCUCUGCUUCCAGGCUUUCCUCCCCGACGAACACGGCAACUACACCUUAGCUCUUCCUCCUUUGAUUUCCAACCCCAUCUACGACAACAGAGCUCCCAACACAGCAGAAUUGCGCAUUUGUCGUGUGAAUAAGAACUGUGGAAGUGUAAAAGGAGGAGAUGAGAUAUUUCUACUGUGUGACAAGGUUCAAAAAGAUGAUAUAGAAGUCAGAUUUGUCUUGGACAACUGGGAGGCAAAAGGCUCCUUCUCGCAGGCUGAUGUUCACCGCCAGGUUGCCAUUGUCUUCAGGACACCGCCCUUCCUCAGAGACAUCUCGGAGCCCGUCACCGUGAAGAUGCAACUGCGGAGACCUUCCGACCAGGAAGUCAGCGAGCCCAUGGAUUUCAGAUACCUUCCAGAUGAAAAGGAUCCAUAUGGUAACAAAGCGAAAAGGCAAAGAUCAACGUUGGCUUGGCAAAAACUCAUACAGGACUGUGGAUCAAAUGCAUCAGAGAGGCCCAAAGUAGCUCCAUUCUCACCCGUUGCUUCUGAAGGGAAGCUGAUUAAGAAAGAACCAAACCUGUUUUCCUCCACCCUGCUGAUGCCAGGGCCUGCAGCUGUGGCCAACACUAGUCAGCUUUACUCCACCUGCAAUCAGAUGCCACCUCAGCCGAUGCCGGUGGUGCCGGGGAAGCAGGACGGGCUCUCCUUGUGCUGGCCCCCGCAGAACACAGCCCCAGCUGUGGGCAGCCUAGUUGGUGCCCACCCACAGGGCAGCUUUGCAGAAGAGGUGCUGCAGGGCAGCGCACAGGGCAGCAGCUCCCUCCAGACCUUCGAAACCUCCCUGAACUGGCCUGACGAGAAGGACACGAGGUUCUACAGGGGCUUCAGCAGCACCAACGGCCUGGGCGCUGGGUUGGUGCCGCCUGCAGACAUGCAGAGUGUGCCCAGCAGCAGCCUCGCGCAGCAGGCGCACCCCGCCAGCGUGAGCACCGCAAGCAUCGUCAGCAUGGAGACCGAGGACAUAAACUUCGCCAGUUUAAGCUUCGAGAAGUUUAGCCCAGUGCUGCCUGCGAGCAAUGCCAGGCAGCAGCUCCACCAGGUGCCCCCGGCAUGCACACCUGCAGCAGCCCCUGGCAGCACAGCUUUUAAUUCACAGUCUAAUUUAGCCGAUCCCACAGCCUACAGUUUUACAGACCAAGAGCUUCUGAGUGAAUCAAGCCUGUCCGCCAACCCGCUCCAGAAUCACCAGAAUAGCAUUGCAGACACCCAGUUUUAUGACGCGGAUGGCGACGAGCUCUACGCAUCUUUCCAAUUCGAUAGCAUCUUACCGAGCUAUAAUCCUUGA